AUGGCACUUAAUGCGAAACCGAGUGUUGGUUUGGAGUUUGAUAGCGUAGAUACGACUUGGCAAUUUUGGGUUGAAUAUGGUAAGAAAUGUGGUUUGGGAGUUAGAAAUGAUUACUUGAACAAACGAAAGGUAGAUGGCUUGAUUACAUCCGGCAUAUUUGUUUGUUCCAAGGAGGGCAGUAGGUUGAAAGACAAAAGAUCCUCUUUGGUUAAAAAGCCUAGGGCUGAUACAAGAUCAAGGUGUCCAGCAGGAGGUAGAGCUAAUCUCGGAUUUACACGAUUGGAUGUCAAAAACAAUCUUAAAGCAAGAAGACAACGUAGCAUGGUGUAUGGAAAAGUUGGUAGUCUUAUGCAGUAUUUUCAACACCAGAUGUUGGACAAUCCAUCAUUUUACCACGCAUAUCAAAUGGAUUGUGAUGAACAAAUCACAAACAUAUUUUGGGCUGAUGCAAGAAUGAUAUUGGAUUAUGGAUAUUUCGGUGAUGUAGUUUCUUUGGAUACAACAUAUUGCACCAACCGUGCUAAUCGACCACUUGCAUUAUUUUCAGGCUUUAACCAUUAUAGAGGCACAAUCCUUUUUGGGGCUGCACUACUAUAUGAUGAAACCGCUGACUCAUUCAAAUGGUUAUUUGAAACAUUUCUUGAAGCGCAUGGAAAUAAAAAGCCUCAAACCUUGUUCACUGACCAAGCCCAAGCAAUGGCUAAAGCACUAGGUGAGGUGAUACCAGAGACUCGACAUGGGUUAUGUACAUGGCAUUUGAUGCAAAAUGGGAUCAAACACCUAGGUAGCUUGAUGAAAGGGGGAAGUGAUUUCCUAACUGACUUUAAGAAGUGCAUGUAUGAAUACGAUUCAGAGGUGAAGUUUGAAGCAGCUUGGAGCAAGUUGGUUGCAAAAUUUGAUCUAUUUGGUAACAAUUGGGUGAAAUCAAUGUGUGGUAUCAAGCAAAAAUGGGCAUCAUGUCACAUGAACAAAGUUAUCACUCUUGGAAUGCGAAGCACUCAACUUAGUGAGAGUUUAAAUUCCAGUUUUAAGGCUUGUAUGAGCCCUGGUAUCAGUGUCAUUCAAUUCUUCCAACACUUUGAGAAAGUUGUUGAGGAGAAACGAUACAACGAGUUAGUAUGUGAGUAUGAGUCUCGACAUAAACUACCAAGGAUGAGAUAUCAACAUUCACCAAUUCUAAUGCAACUCGCACAAGUGUACACACAUAAAAUCUUUGAUACGUUCAAUGAUGAGUUUUCCUUAUUCUUAGCUGCUAGCAAAAAAACAGAGAAUCUGUCUCAACUUCCAUUUGAAUAUGUUAUCACCAUGUUUAAAGUGGAAGGAGAGUGGACAGUACUAUUUGAUCCAAUAACUUUCUCUAUAUCAUGUACUUGUAAAAAAUUUGAGACUUUUGGCAUACUCUGUUGUCAUGCAUUAAAAGUCAUUGAGGCAAAUGAUGUUAAACUGAUCCCCAAUCAAUACAUCUUAAAAAGAUGGACAAGAGAUGCUCGUGAUGGUGUUAUUUUUGAUAUUAGAGGAAAUGAGGUUGUUGAUGAUCCUAAACUGUUUAGAACACAUCGAUAUAAGAGAUUAUGCGCCACUAUAAUUAGAUUGGCAGCCGACGUGUCAACAUCUGAAUAUCUACAUAAGCUUGUAGAAAAGGGUUUGUAUGACUUGUGUAAGCUGGUGAUGGAGGCUCGAUUACGAGAAAUAGAGAAUGCCAAUGAUGAAGGUGAUGUCCCAACAACGCCUAAAGAGUUGUGUCGAGCUUAUAUCUAA
Molecule: messenger RNA, 1758 nt
Organism: Medicago truncatula (barrel medic)
Lineage: Eukaryota; Viridiplantae; Streptophyta; Magnoliopsida; Fabales; Fabaceae
Product: protein FAR-RED IMPAIRED RESPONSE 1-like
Exons: 3
Coding region: 1-1758 (585 amino acids)
Molecular function (GO): zinc ion binding
Source: RefSeq, a predicted model, not a curated record